AUGGAUAUUACUGAUUUCAAUGUGCUACUCAUUUAUUUAUCGUGUUAUCACGUACAGGUUGCUGUCAACACCAGGCGGGGGGACUUACAAUGCCCGAGCAGGUGUUCGUGUGCGGCGGAUGUGGCGGAGCAGGAUUUUUUGGUGAUAAGCUGUAAAUGGUCAUCCCUGUCGGUCAGUGCAGCGGAGCAGCAGCAUCCAUUCGCUCAUUUUCCUGUGAAUAUUACUAAAACACUGAACAUCGACUGCGAUUCGACGGCGACAGAAACAGCCGACCACUACGAUCAGUUUAGCGAAAAUUUAUUUACGGGAUUUUCUAAUCUACAAAAUUUACGGAUACAGAGGUGUAAAACACAUGCAUUGCCGAGGAAUUUACUACACGGGCUCAGUAAUCUACGUUCCGUGCACUUCUAUCAACUCGAAAGGCUGAAACUUCCCGAUGAUUUCUUUACGGAUAACAAAAGACUGGAAAAAUUGACAAUAGUGGAGUGUAAUUUGGAAGCGCUGCCCGAUUCACUACUCUGUGAUAGCCCCUAUAUUCAGCCAGAAACUUCUAUCACGUAA
Molecule: messenger RNA, 561 nt
Organism: Gongylonema pulchrum
Lineage: Eukaryota; Metazoa; Nematoda; Chromadorea; Rhabditida; Gongylonematidae
Source: the annotation of a GenBank genome assembly